Messenger RNA from Panicum virgatum (switchgrass), 1328 nucleotides. RefSeq lists its product as uncharacterized. The coding region runs from base 148 to 924 and encodes 258 amino acids. NCBI's taxonomy places the organism in Eukaryota, Viridiplantae, Streptophyta, Magnoliopsida, Poales, Poaceae. The transcript has 6 exons. The record is from RefSeq and is a predicted model, not a curated record.
ACCAAAGAACACGCGCGGGCGCAGUAACAAGUCCGCCACGGAUACAGCACGCGCACGUCUCCCCCUCUUCUUCGCCGUCCGGGUCGGCCGUUGCGAGGCGAGACAAGCCACCGGCCCCCGCCCCGUCGCCGCGCGCCUAGGGUUUCGAUGGAGCCCCCUUCCCCCUCGGCCGCGUCUCCUCCGGCGGAGGAGGAGGAGGCGGCGAGGCGGAGGUUGCCCGAGGAGCUGAAGCUGCGGCGGAGGACGCUGGAGACGGUGCUGGAGCAGUGCCAGCGCGCGCUCGAGAUGAUACGCGAGGUCGAUCUGGGGGAGGUUGAGGAGGGGGCGAAUUCUAAGGAGGGAGUGCAGGAGGACGGGGGCGGCGAGGCGGACGACCACGGCGGCGGUGACGAGGGGGCGCAGCCGCCGCCGCCCUCGGACGCCGACUACGAGACGGACGAGCUGUGCGAUCUUCUCCAAUCAAGGGUUCAAUCACCUGAAUUUCUCGAGAAGCUAGAUAGCAUUCAGAAGUCAGUGUAUCAACAUGGUGCAGUAGAUGAAACAGUAUCAUGGGAUAUUGUAAGUGCGGCAGAUAUAUGGGAUGAUAAGAGUAUGAACGUUAGUGAUGAUUCAGAGGAUGGAUAUGUUCUCGUUAAGCAAGAGGACAUAGUCGAUGGCAUUGCAUGCUUCAUGGCUGCAUACUUGCUGUCACUGAAGCAAACUAAGGACUUGACGCCUGAUCAACUUCAACAGGCUCUUAGCAAGACAUUUUCAGCUAAAAAGAGGAAAGGCAAGCUUCAGAAGGCAUGGGAUGGAACAAAAGUUAUUUACAAUGUAGCAUCAUGGAGUGCGACAGCUGUUGGUAUCUACCAGAAUCCAGCAAUUGUACAAGCAGCAACAACAGCCUUUUGGACAUCCUGCCGUGUAAUAUCCAAAUUUCUGUGAAUGAUCCAUAUGGAUGGACGGUGCAAACCUGCAAACACUGUUUCAAAAGAUAUAAGGGAAACAUUGUUCCAACCUUUGUGGUACACUUACAUUCAUGUAAAUAUUCCUGACCUGCAAGUUCGUUGAUUGCUUAUAACAGUGAGAUCAUAUGUCAAAAGAUAGCUGCUCGAAGCUUCAAACCACAUCAGGGAUGACGUGGGGCUAGUCUGUGGCACCUCACGUGGUAUAAUGGUCAAACACCUCCCUGCCUUUGCGAGUACAUUUGUAUCAAAACCCCAACCAUUAAUGUACAUAAGCCCAUGGGUUUCAUGUCAGCCAUGAGCCAUCCUACUCAGAAUUGCUGCAUCAGUGUAAUUAUCUCAAUUCAUUUGAAUAAAUUCAUUUGUGCCUGUUUCACCGCCUCA